Messenger RNA from Cladocopium goreaui, 2138 nucleotides. The record is from the annotation of a GenBank genome assembly. Lineage: Eukaryota; Dinophyceae; Suessiales; Symbiodiniaceae.
AUCUGGCAAAGCCUCACCCGUGAGAGAGGCACAAAAUGGCCGUUGAGGAGGAGAAAGAGAAACCCGCGCUCCAUGUGAUUACUAAGCCAAUCAAAGCAGAAAAGUGGAAAGAAAGGAGAGAAAAGCGCAAGCUGAAGAAGCAGGAGGCAAAAGAGGCUGCAAGGGCACAAAGAAGAGAAAAAGGAUUGCCCAGCAGCGAGUCAGAAGAUGAUGGCGAGGCUAUCAUGGACGAUGGGAAGGACUACCAGCCUCCUGAGCCCGUGAAAGAAGAGCCGGCGAAGAAAGGAAAGAAACGGAAAAAGAAGGGAAAGAACGAUGAGGAUGAAGCCCCAGCAGAAGCUGACCAAAAGGCUGAAGAACAAGAACCACCUAAGAAAAAAAGCAAAAAGAAAAAGAAGGCCUCGAAGGCCCAAAAUGAAGAACCUGCUCAGUCUGAAGAGAGUGACAAUGCAGAAGACGAGGUUGAGGCUGAAAAGCCAAAGGAGGAAGGUCCAUCUGGACAAGAGUUGCAUGACAUGCAGAAAUCAAUUCAUCAUGCUGGUUUCUUUAGUGAGAGCCGCUUUGACGCGCUGGAAAUCUGCGAUCCUUUGAAGAAGGCAUUGAAAGAAGCCAAGUUCGAGAUCAUGACAGAAAUCCAGGCGAAGUCGAUUCCACACCUUCUCAACGGCAAGGAUGUUCUGGCGGCCGCAAAGACCGGCAGUGGGAAGACCUUGGCAUUUCUGGUUCCGGCAUGCGACUUGUUAUACAACGUGAAGUUCCUGCCCAGAAAUGGUGCUGGUGUGAUCGCCAUCUCGCCCACCAGGGAGCUGGCACAGCAGAUUUAUGAUGUCCUUCGAAACAUCUCCAAAUACAUGUCCCAGUCCAUCGCAGUGGUGGUGGGUGGCAUGAACCGUAAGCCGGAGGCCGAGAAGCUGUCCAAGGGGAUCAACAUUUUGGUGGCAACACCUGGACGGCUUUUGGAUCACAUGCAGAAUACCAAGGGAUUUAUCUAUCACAACUUGGUGAAUUUGACCAUCGACGAGGCAGAUCGUAUUUUGGAAGUGGGCUUUGAAGAGGAGAUGAACAUGAUCAUCAAGCUCCUGCCCAAAAAGCGACAAACCUCACUGUUCUCAGCCACCCAAACUCGAAAGGUGGCCGACUUGGCCCGCUUGUCACUGAACAAACCCGUUUUUGUGGAGGUGAAGACAAAGGACAACGUCUCGACAGUGGCUGGCUUGACGCAGGGAUAUGUGGUUUGCCCGGCGGAAAGCAGGUUUUUGCUCUUGUUCACUUUCUUGAAGAGGAACAAGGACAAGAAAGUCAUGGUGUUCAUGUCUGCUUGCAAUGCAGUCAAGUUCCAUGAUGAGCUGCUGAACUACAUUGAUGUUCCGGUGAACUGCAUUCAUGGCCACAAAAAGCAGCAGGCCAGAACUUCCACGUAUUAUCAGUUCUGCAGCGCAGACAAGGGGAUUCUCCUUUGCACUGAUGUGGCGGCUCGUGGCCUCGACAUUCCCAAAGUGGAUUGGAUUGUGCAGUACGAUCCGCCGGAUGAACCCAAGGAGUACAUCCAUCGAGUAGGCCGUACAGCCAGAGGUGCCAGCGGAAAAGGAAAAGCAUUGCUUUUCUUGAUGCCUGAGGAGCUCGGGUUCCUGCACUACUUGCGGCGGGCUGGCGUUCCUGUGUCAGAGUACAGCUUUCCACCCAACAAGAUCGCUAACAUCCAGUCGCAGUUGGAGAGAGUGAUCGAGAAGAACUACCACUUGCACCGGAGUUCUAGGGAUGCUUAUCGAUCCUACAUGCAUGCCUACGCAGCCCACAGCCAUAAAGAUUGCUUCGACGUUCAUAAGCUGGACUUGUCCAAGGUGGCCAAAGCCUUUGGAUUUGCACAUCCUCCCAAGGUGGAGCUGAACCUGAAACACACCGCCAGAAAGAAAGCCACAGGGACCAAGGGGACCUUAAAGAAGCAGCUUUCUGGACAGUCUUCGGGUCACCAAUUUUCCGCAGACAAUCCAUAUGGCCAGCGCGAUGCAAAUGACAAGCGACAGUUCAGUCGCUGAGUCAGCAGCUAGUGCACCCUUUUUGAGCUUGACCGCCUGGGUGGUUGCCUACACAGAGAUCAAGUUAAUGCACAGCCGGCAGGCGGUGAAGCUUGAAAGGGG